Messenger RNA from Calidris pugnax (ruff), 2646 nucleotides. It is a transcript of the gene ARHGAP44, whose product is annotated as Rho GTPase activating protein 44. The coding region runs from base 1 to 2028 and encodes 675 amino acids. The record is from RefSeq and is a predicted model, not a curated record. NCBI's taxonomy places the organism in Eukaryota, Metazoa, Chordata, Aves, Charadriiformes, Scolopacidae. Gene Ontology annotation, biological process: positive regulation of GTPase activity; signal transduction; modification of dendritic spine. Gene Ontology annotation, cellular component: dendritic spine; leading edge membrane; intracellular anatomical structure. Gene Ontology annotation, molecular function: GTPase activator activity; protein binding. The transcript has 19 exons.
AUGCGGUGUGGGAAUCGGUGUGGGAAUGUGGUGCAGGAGCUGCAAGAAUGUGGUGUGGGAGUGGGGUGUGGGAAUGUGGUACGGGAAUACGGCACGGGAAUGCGAUGCAAGGACACGGUGCAGGAGUGUGGUGUGGGACCUGGGAAGAGGGAACGCGGUGCGGGACCACGGAGAUGGCUGGUGGGACCAGAGAGCUCUAAAUCACCGCCUGCAUCCCGAGGGAACAGCACACUCAGCUGUGCCCAGUACCACGUGUGCCAUGAACCCUUUGCCAACGCUUCCUGUUCUUUCUUCUCUUGCAGGGCUGAAAAGACGGAGGUUUUGAGUGAAGAUCUCCUGCAGGUGGAGAAGCGGCUGGAGCUGGUGAAGCAGGUCUCCCACAGCACCCACAAGAAGCUGACAGCAUGUCUGCAGGGCCAGCAGGGGGUGGACGCCGACAAGCGCUCGAAGAAGCUGCCGCUGACGACGCUGGCGCAGUGCCUGAUGGAGGGGUCGGCUGUGCUGGGGGAUGACUCCCUGCUGGGGAAGAUGCUGCGGCUGUGCGGGGAGGCGGAGGACAAGCUGGCGCAGGAGCUCAUCCACUUCGAGCUGCAGGUGGAGAGGGACGUCAUCGAGCCCCUCUUCGUGCUGGCCGAGGUGGAAAUCCCAAAUAUCCAAAAACAGAGGAAGCACUUGGCGAAGCUCGUGCUGGACAUGGACUCCUCCAGGACACGGUGGCAGCAGUCUGUGAAGUCCUCGGGUUUGGCCAGCAACCUGCAGCCCACGGGGGCCAAAGCGGAUGCGCUCAGGGAGGAGAUGGAGGAGGCGGCCAACAGAGUGGAGAUUUGCAGGGACCAGCUCUCAGCUGACAUGUACAAUUUCGUGGCCAAAGAAGUCGACUAUGCAAACUAUUUCCAAACCCUGAUCGAGGUGCAGGCAGAGUUCCAUCGCAAAUCCCUAGCACUUUUGCAGAAUGUCCUGCCUCAAAUCAAAGCCCAGCAGGAGGCGUGGAUGGAGAAGCCCUCCUUCGGGAAGCCCUUGGAGGAGCAUCUGGCCGUCAGCGGGCGGGAGAUCGCCUUCCCCGUGGAGGCAUGUGUGACCAUGCUGCUGGAGUGUGGCAUGCAGGAGGAGGGUCUCUUCCGAGUGGCUCCCUCGGCCUCCAAGCUGAAGAAGCUCAAGGCUGCCCUGGACUGCUGCGUGGUGGACGUGCAGGAGUACUCAGCUGACCCACACGCCAUCGCAGGAGCACUCAAGUCCUACCUGCGAGAGCUGCCGGAGCCCCUCAUGACGUUCGAGCUGUACGAGGAGUGGAUCCAAGCCUCCAACAUCCCGGAGCAGGAGAAGCGGCUGCAGGCUCUGUGGAGCGCCUGCGAGAAGCUGCCCAAAGCCAACUACAACAACAUCAGGUACCUGAUUAAAUUCCUGGCCAAGCUAACUGAGUACCAGGACAUCAAUAAAAUGACGCCGAGCAACGUGGCCAUCGUGCUGGGACCCAACCUCCUCUGGCCGCAGGCGGACGGGAACAUGACGGAGAUGAUGACGACCGUCUCGCUGCAGAUCGUGGGCAUCAUCGAGCCACUCAUCCAGCACGCCGACUGGUUCUUCCCUGGAGACAUCGAGUUCAACGUGACGGGCAACUACGGCAGCCCCAUGCACGUCAACCACAACGCCAACUACAGCUCCAUGCCCUCCCCGGACAUGGACCACGGCGACCGCCGGCAGCACGACCAGGCGCGGCGGCCCCUCAGCGUGGCCACCGACAACAUGAUGCUGGAGUUUUACAAGAAGGAUGGCCUUAGGAAAAUCCAAAGCAUGGGCGUCAGGGUGAUGGACACCUCGUGGGUGGCUCGCCGAGGCACCCCGGGGGUGCGCAAGGCGUCCUCCACCCCACCGGCCGCGCAGCCCCCCGCGCCGCCCGCCGACCUCCCCACCACCCCCCACUCGCCCAUUCCCGAGCAAUCGCCAGAUGUUUCAGCCACCCCUUCCCCGCUUCUCACCAGCUUCGGCUUCCCCCCGGCAGCCGAGCGGACAAGGUCUGCUCCGUUUUGAGGUCCCCUCCCUCCACGUCCCCCCAGAUGCCACCUCGUGCCGGGACCCUCCGGAGCCAGCGCAGAGACUCUCGGGGCCGGGCCCGGCCACCCGGCAGGAGGAAGAGGAGGAAUCGGAGAGCACAGCCCUAUGACAGUGUCCCCUGUCCCCAAGCUCAUCCUUGCAGCCCCCCCCCCAGGGGCCAGCACCCGGCCACCGGCACCCGAGGGCCACCGGCACGCCAGUUUUGGGUGGCAAAGCGCCCGGUUUGGGGGCAGUCGCUGUUCUUUAGUUGGGAUUUUUUUUCGCCUUAUCCAGACUUUGCCUUUCGACCGGGUGCCUGCGCCCCCCCACCCCCGACCAUCCGCCCCCCCUUUUCCCCACACCCACGGGCCGGGGGCGAUGCCACCAUCUCGGUGCCACCGGUGUCACCGUCCGGGUGACGACGAGCUCGCCCCCGGGGCUUCGCAGCGGGAUUUCAUUUCUUGGGCUUCUUCCCCCUCCGCUUGGUCGCCGGAGCAGGACGGGACCUGACCAGCAAUAACCUGGGGGUGCAGGAUGUGCCCCCCCCACCCCCUUGGACCCCCAGGGGCUCUCGGGGUGCCAGCGGGCGAGGGGGGCCACGUCCCCCGCUGUCCC